Aegilops tauschii subsp. strangulata is the source of this 1067-nucleotide messenger RNA. NCBI's taxonomy places the organism in Eukaryota, Viridiplantae, Streptophyta, Magnoliopsida, Poales, Poaceae. The record is from RefSeq and is a predicted model, not a curated record.
AUGGAGAUGAAGCAGGCCGUGGGGACAGCACUCGGGCCCGAUAACAACGUCGGAACCGCGCGGAAGAUGGUACGGAGAGACAUGGCAGCCGACGAUCUCGUUAGUGGGCUCCCCGAUGAAAUCCUCGGCAACAUCAUCUCCCUUCUCCCCACCAAGGACGGCGGCCGCACACCGAUCCUGUCCCGCCGUUGGCGCCACCUAUGGCGCUCCGCGCCUCUUAACCUCGAGGUCACCCGCUGCCUGGAUGGCUUUAUCGACGGCACCAACCGCACCUUCGCCGUCUCCAAAAUAAUCUCCCGACACCGUGGCCCGGUCCGCCGAUUCUACCUUCGCUGGUGCCAUGGUGACCUCCACGCUGAGGCGGAGAGCUGGCUUCGCUCCCGGGUCCUCGAUGACCUCCAGGAGCUCGAUAUCAGCUACGCCGACCAUGCGCUGCCGCCGUCUGUGCUCCGCUCAGCGUCCACCCUUGUUGUUGCCCGGAUCGGCCAUUGUGUUUUACCUCACGAGAUCGAAGACUCCAUGAAAUUCCCCCUCCUUAAGCAGCUCACCCUAUCUUGUGUUUCCAUCUCAGUGGACGUCUUCCACAGGCUAGUCUCUGGCUGCCAUGCCUUGGAGAGCAUAUACAUGUCCGAGGUUCACACUGCGGGUUGUUGUCUCCUCGUUAGCUCGCCGACUCUUAGGAGCAUCGGCUUUCGUCAUAUCUCUACUACUGAGAAAGCAGAACUGCUCAUCGAGGAUGCCCCACACCUUGUAAGCUCUAUGUCAUGGUGAGUACUCAUCUUUACUUGCUUUAUACAGUAUUUCUGAUUUGAUUAACACACAUUACUUAGUCUGGUUUGCAACAACAUUAACAUAUAUGCCUCUUAAUUCCAGUUUUCGCAGUUCCCCAAAUACGCUGUGAUGAAUAAGGAAAAUGUGCAUCAGUAUGACCCGCUACAUCCAAUCGAAUGCCUUGAGACCCAUCUGAAGAGAGUGGCGUUUAAGUCGUUCCUAGGCUAUGAGGAAGAGAUUGACUUUGCCAGAUUCUUUGUCUUGAAUGCAAAAGUGCUAAAACAAAUUGAAAUUGA